This is a messenger RNA of Perognathus longimembris pacificus (Pacific pocket mouse), 2637 nucleotides long. It is a transcript of the gene Crot, whose product is annotated as carnitine O-octanoyltransferase. Gene Ontology annotation, molecular function: carnitine O-octanoyltransferase activity. Gene Ontology annotation, cellular component: peroxisome. The transcript is spliced from 18 exons. The coding region runs from base 259 to 2097 and encodes 612 amino acids. The record is from RefSeq and is a predicted model, not a curated record. Lineage: Eukaryota; Metazoa; Chordata; Mammalia; Rodentia; Heteromyidae.
CGGUUCGGCCGGUGAGCAGCGGCGGGCCGCGGAGCGGGCGCCUGGCUCGCGCCCUCCCCUCCCACUGGGGUCGGGAGGAGUUGAGUCGUAGGAGAGGGCUGUCGAGGUGAACCGCAGAGGCGGUGCGCAGCCCGGCCGAGUCAGCGUCAGCUUGGUUCAAAGCCCUGUGGUCUCAAAUCAGAAUUGUUGCAACAGCUUCUGGCAGUGCUAAACAGUUCAUCUUGGUAUUACUGUUUUCUUAUUGUGAUUGAUUAUAUCAUGGAAAAUCAAUUGGCUAAAUCAGUUGAAGAACGGACAUUUCAGUAUCAGGAUUCUCUUCCACCACUGCCGGUUCCUUCACUUGAAGAGUCACUGAAAAAGUACCUUGAAUCAGUAAAGCCAUUUGCAAACGAAGAAGAAUAUAAGAAAACUGAAGAAAUAGUUCAAAAAUUUCAAAAUGGAGUUGGAAAAAAAUUACACCAGAAAUUACUCGAAAGGGCAAAGACAAAAAGAAAUUGGCUGGAAGAGUGGUGGCUGAAUGUUGCCUACCUGGAUGUUCGUAUACCAUCACAACUGAAUGUCAACUUUGUGGGUCCUUCCCCCCAUUUUGAGCACUACUGGCCUCCUAAGGAAGGCACUCAGUUAGAAAGAGGAAGCAUAAUACUUUGGCAUAACUUGAACUACUGGCAGCUAUUAAGAACAGAAAAAGUACCUGUUCAUAAGGUUGGAAACACUCCCCUUGAUAUGAAUCAAUUCCGAAUGUUAUUUUCGACCUGCAAGAUUCCAGGAAUUACUAGAGACUCGAUUGUGAAUUAUUUUAGGACAGAGACUGAAGGUUACUCUCCAGUUCACAUUGUUGUGUUGUGCCGAGGCCGAGCAUUUGCCUUUGAUAUACUGCAUGAAGGAAGUUUGAUCACCCCACCAGAGCUUCUCAGACAACUGACAUAUAUCUAUAAGAAGUGCCAUAGUGAACCCAAUGGACCUGGAGUAACAGCAUUAACUACUGAGGAGCGAACUCGAUGGGCUAAGGCACGAGAAUAUCUGAUUAGUCUUGAUCCAGAAAACUUGACUUUGUUAGAAAAAAUUCAGAGUAGUUUAUUGGUAUAUUCCAUAGAGGAUGCCAGUCCAUAUGUUACACCAGAAGAUUAUUCUCAGGUACUUGAGAAACUUCUCAUUGGAGAUCCAACAGUACGCUGGGGUGACAAAUCCUAUAACUUGAUUUCCUUUACAAAUGGAGUAUUUGGCACUAAUUGUGAUCAUGCCCCUUUUGAUGCUAUGGUUAUGGUGAACAUUGCCUAUUAUGUGGAUGAGAAAAUUUUAGAGACUGAAGGAAGAUGGAAGGGUUCAGAAAAAAAACGGGAUAUACCACUUCCAGAGGAGCUUGUAUUCACUGUGGAUGAGAAAAUAUUAAGCGAUAUCAAUCAAGCAAAAGCCCAGUAUUUCAAAGAGGCAUCUGAUCUACAAAUUGCAGCAUAUGCCUUCACAUCUUUUGGCAAAAGGCUAACCAAGAAGAAGAUGCUUCACCCUGACACAUUUAUUCAGCUGGCACUUCAGUUAGCUUAUUACAGGCUGCAUGGACGUCCUGGUUGCUGCUAUGAAACAGCCAUGACAAGGUACUUUUAUCAUGGCCGCACAGAAACCGUGAGGUCAUGCACUGUAGAGGCUGUCAACUGGUGUCAGUCCAUGCAGGAUCCUUCUGCUAGUCUUGUUGAACAACGGCAAAACAUGUUAAAAGCAUUUGCAAAGCAUGAUAAAAUGAUGAAAGAUUGCUCAGCUGGAAAAGGAAUUGACCGGCACCUUUUAGGUCUUUUACUCAUAGCCAAAGAGGAAGGCCUUCCUGUUCCAGAACUUUUUACGGACCCACUUUUCUCUAGAAGCGGAGGAGGUGGAAAUUUUGUCCUCUCAACCAGUCUGGUUGGUUAUCUACGAGUCCAAGGAGUGGUGGUCCCCAUGGUGCACAAUGGAUAUGGGUUUUUCUACCACAUCCGAGAUGACAGGUUUGUUGUGGCUUGUACCGCCUGGAAAUCAUGCCGAGAGACCGAUGCAGAAAAGCUAGUUCAGCAGACUUUUCGUUCUUUCCACGAUAUGAUACACCUGAUGAAUACUGCUCAUCUCUAGAGUCUGAGCACUUACCAGCUGUGUCAUUGAACUGGGUAUGGAAAGUAGGUGGUGAUCACAGAUAGAGGGAAUGUAAAUGUCUCAUAUAGAAAUGAUUAGAAUCAUGCUUUUUUUCUGCUACUGAAGGUAGAAAUAUUUUGAAGCUUCUCAGUGCAGCAACAAUGCAAAACUAUAACAUAGCAAGUAGAGAACUAUGCAAUGUUUAAGAUAUGCCUCAACAAUGCAAAUCUAUGAAUUUUAACAAUGCAAAUUUUUUAACUUUUAAAUAAUUUUGUUGGUACUUGUGUAGGUUACGAAUUCCUUCCUUCUGAACAUCAUUGUCAUUGUAAUGUCUGUCUGUCAAGCACUUUAACAUUUCCUGAUUGCCAAAGGGUAUGAAAUACAUAAUUGGAUGUUAAUUUCUCUGACAUCAGUGCCUUUCACACUCAACACAUAAGCCUUGGGUUUGAUGGGAAAGCACUAUAAUUCAGUGGUGAUCUAAAAUGGUUAAUGGACAGAUAAUUAUAUUGUAGUAGGGGGAUUUACACCUGGUUUCUCUCU